Cannabis sativa is the source of this 1835-nucleotide messenger RNA. RefSeq lists its product as uncharacterized. Bases 326 to 1342 code for a protein of 338 amino acids. Gene Ontology annotation, cellular component: cytosol. Lineage: Eukaryota; Viridiplantae; Streptophyta; Magnoliopsida; Rosales; Cannabaceae. Gene Ontology annotation, biological process: response to desiccation. The transcript has 2 exons. The record is from RefSeq and is a predicted model, not a curated record.
UUUUCUUUUUUUUUUUGAUAGCAAAAUUCCUACCAUGUCUUAAAUAAUAUAUUUUUAAUGGAAAAAUGUUAUUUCAUACAUAUUUAUGAUAGGAAAUGGGGGAGUCAAUGGUUCGUUGAUUUAUUUAAUGUGAUAAUUGAUUGGAAAGAGAGAAAGGGUCAUACAUAGUAUUACUUUUUAGUAUGUAUCAAACAAAAGAAAUCAAAUCAAAACCACACAACACAACAACUCAUCAUCACUCACUCUAAUAAAUCUACUCCAACCUUUGUCUCUGUUUCUUCUCUAAUCUUUGAUCUCAUUCUCAAAUUCAACCUCAGGAGUUAUUAUGGCUUCAUCUGGUGAAGAUAAGCCAGCAGCAGAAGCAGCAGAGGUAUCUGAUAGAGGAAUUCUUCAUCAUCAUAAUGAUAAAGACAACGAAGACAAACAAGAGUCCGGUAAUGGCGGUGGUGGAUUCAUCGAGAAAGUGAAAGACUUCAUUCACGAUAUUGGUGAGAAAAUCGAGGAAGCCAUCGGAUUCGGUAAACCCACCGCCGAUGUAACCGCAAUUCACAUCCCUUGCAUCAAUCUGGAGAAGGCCGACAUCGUGGUGGACGUCCUCAUCAAAAACCCUAACCCAGUCCCCAUCCCUCUCGUCGACAUCAACUACCUCAUCGACAGCGAUAACAGGAAGCUCGUCUCAGGUCUGAUUCCGGACGCAGGGACCAUCCACGCCCACGGAGAGGAGACCGUCAAGAUCCCUCUAACCCUAAUCUACGACGACAUCAAGAGCACCUACGACGACAUUCAGCCCGGAAGCAUCAUUCCCUACAGGAUCAAGGUCGAUCUCAUCGUCGAUGUUCCCGUCUUCGGAAGGCUGACUCUCCCGCUUGAGAAGACCGGAGAAAUCCCCAUUCCUUACAAGCCCGAUGUCGAUGUUGAGAAGAUCCGAUUCCAGAGAUUCUCCUUCGAGGAGACUGUUGCAGUACUCCACCUCAAAUUGGAGAACAAGAAUGACUUCGAUCUGUGCCUCAACAAACUGGAUUACGAGGUCUGGCUGUCUGAUGUGAGCAUUGGGGGUGCCCAGCUCUCCAAGUCUGCCAAGAUGGAGAAGACUGGGAUCACUACCAUUGAUGUCCCCAUCACAUUCAGGCCCAAGGACUUUGGAUCUGCUAUGUGGGACAUGAUUCGUGGAAAGGGGACUGGUUACACCAUCAAAGGGCAUAUCGAUGUGGACACACCCUUUGGAGCAAUGAAGUUGCCCAUUGUCAAGGAGGGUGGUACUACCCGUCUUAAGAAGAACAAGGAAGAUCGUGGUGAAGAUGAUGACGACGACGACGAUGAUGAUGAUGAGGUUAGCACUUAGUUAAACACAUUCCUUUUACUUUGAUUGAUUAUAGAAAUAUACAAGAUUAGAUUACUCAUUUGUUUGUAAUGUUAAAUGCGUGUGUGUGUGUGUGUGUGUGUGUGUGUGUGUGUGUGUGUGUGUGUGUGUGUGUGUGUGUGUGUGUGUGUGUGUGUGUGUGUGUGCAGGAGUAGAAGAGGAGAGGAAUGAAUGGAAGGUGUUUGUGUCAUCGUGUGUGUGAGUCAACAAAUAAUGGAUUAUAAUUAACUAUUGAGAGACAAGGUUGGUUGGUUGGUUCAAUGUAUGAUGAUGCAGCAGCAGCAGCAGCAGCAGGGGAGGACCAGUCUGAUCUGAGGCCACAAUUAUUAUUUUAUUUCUUCUUUUUCGUAUUUGAGUGACUCGUACCCAAUUUACAGUUUGUUACUUACUUAUGUGGCUUAUGCUUCUUUCGUUUGGUGUUGAAUCUUUCUCAUUCUGAUCUAUUCUAUGUUAUAGUAUUGUUACAAAUUAACAA